UGAAAUUCUCAUCUCUGUUCUCUAGCUCUAGCUACUACAAGCCACAUCAUCUGAAAAGUGUGCGAAUGAUGCAAUCAAGAAAAGCAAAAAGUUUCUUAUAUUAUAUUGCUCUUUCGAGACGUUGGAACAGAUUGUCAAUACGGUUGUCAACAUUUAUUUUUCCUUUCGGACGUGAGGUUAAUUUGUUUUUGAUAACCAGCAGUUUUGUGUUAUUUGUUUUCUACGUAGUUUGGACAGCUUAUUUUCAAAAGGAUGCGUUGGAUGUAGUGCACCCUAAUAUUUCGGGAAUGGAAGGACAAAAUCAAUUUUCAGUUCAAGCAAGGGAAAGUGUUAAAUCGACAAUAAAGGGAUUGAAAUCCGAAAAAGAGAUGCUGGAAAGAUACGUAAACGAGAGACAAAAUUUUAGUAAAAAUUUGUUGUUUGAAGCUGGUAAAAUCCGUAAACCACUGACUGAAAGGAUUGCAGGAAAAGUAAAAUUAGAACAAAGGCAAGAAAAGAAUAAAAAUUUUCAAAGGGAAAAAAUUGAAAAAAAAAGCGUUUUCCGUUAUUUCACGGACAGCCAAGAAUAUUCUGACAAUGAGCUUGCAUCAAGCUUAAGUGGCAGUCUUUAUCCUGGAGCGGAAUAUUAUACCCAAUUUUCCGUUGCCCGACUAGAGAUGUCAGCACUGAUUGGAAUCGGAUCAGUACAUCCUGGUUUCGGUCCCGUCAUUAACGACGUUUUGUCCUUCCAAUACCCUAUUUGCAUUUCAUCUUGUCAUGAUUUUAUAUCUUCCAAUACUAGUAUUUUUAUCGCUGUGAUAUCAGCGCCUUCCAAUUUCCAGAAGCGAAACUUAAUUCGACAGACAUGGAAAAAUCAUUUGAAAGUUUUACAUCAGGAGGGUUUGUUGGAAAUAGCUGGUUUCGGAUUUAUUUUAGGACUAACAGAUAACAGUGUUAUUCAAAGCAAAAUUGAAGAAGAAAGCAAAAUAUAUGGCGAUUUAAUGCAAAUCAGAAUAUCAGAUUUUUAUCGGAAUUUAUCUCUAAAAGUCGCCGGCCUACUAAACUGGUUGUACAGAAUGUGUGCCAAUAUUGACUUUGUUCUGAAGGUUGACGACGAUGUCUAUGUCAACGUACGAAACUUAGCGCAAUUUGUUCAUACUUAUCGACAGUUCAGUCACAGUGUGUUUGGUGCUGGAGACCCCAAUGGGGGUUGGCCUGAUCGAGAUGGUAAAUGGGAAAUAUCCUACGAGGAAUGGCCAUGGAUCGAUUAUCCUCCAUAUUUUUUGGGGGCUGCCGUUCUAAUGCAUGGGAGCACAAUCGUUCCCUUAUUGGCUGCUUGUCAAACUACACCAAUGAUGCCCUUUGAUGAUGUUUACCUAUAUGGUAUAUGUACCGAAAAGGCUAACAUAACGCUUCAUCAUUCUUCAGGACCAACUAGUGUCAUACUUGGGCUGAUACUUUGGGUACCCACCACAUGUGAGCUGCGUAACCUUAUAGCUUGGCGUAUAAACAGUGAUGAUAUGGCAAAAUUUCAAGAAAAUAUGGAGAUAUCCCACAGAAAAGUCGACAACUUCUAUCACAACAAUACUCAGUGUGUUAUAACUUCCGAUUUCGGCAUAAAAACCACAAUUGACUACACUAAAUCAGUCAAUUUUUUUUUUACUACUCCCUGAGAAGAGUAAUUUGUAAUCUCAUUGACUCCACGAUAUUGUGUCUAAAAAAAUAUAGACACAGUGUCUCAUGACGAAAUGGAUGCAUUUCCCUACACCAUUCCCUUUGUUGCCUAGCAACCUCUACGCCCCUCGAUUUUCUAAUCCCUUUUCAAGGUUUUCAGAGAAAAAACUGUAACAAUGGAUUUGUUUUAAUCAAUUAUAAAGGAGUAAUAAAAUUUUUUAUUUGAAUAAACCCCGGGUUGGGGCAAGUUUAUACAUUGCAACAUGGGGCGAGUUACAUACUAUACAUAU
Molecule: messenger RNA, 1943 nt
Organism: Daphnia magna
Lineage: Eukaryota; Metazoa; Arthropoda; Branchiopoda; Diplostraca; Daphniidae
Product: lactosylceramide 1,3-N-acetyl-beta-D-glucosaminyltransferase A
Exons: 5
Coding region: 66-1652 (528 amino acids)
Cellular component (GO): membrane
Molecular function (GO): hexosyltransferase activity
Source: RefSeq, a predicted model, not a curated record